Messenger RNA from Hippocampus comes (tiger tail seahorse), 1520 nucleotides. It is a transcript of the gene casp9, whose product is annotated as caspase 9, apoptosis-related cysteine peptidase. The transcript has 10 exons. The record is from RefSeq and is a predicted model, not a curated record. Gene Ontology annotation, molecular function: cysteine-type endopeptidase activity. The coding region runs from base 167 to 1495 and encodes 442 amino acids. NCBI's taxonomy places the organism in Eukaryota, Metazoa, Chordata, Actinopteri, Syngnathiformes, Syngnathidae. Gene Ontology annotation, biological process: proteolysis; regulation of apoptotic process.
AUCGUGCCACCUUAAUUGUGACGUCAUUCACAAAACAACCCGGAGACCAGGAAGUGGGACUCCUCAUCGGUACGACACCCUGUCAAAUCUCCUCUUUAUUCGUUGUUUUUGUUUAUUGUUUUUUUAGCACAGCUUUUACGAUAGGAUUUUUGUGACUUAAUGGAGAAUGGAGGACCAUCACAAGAAGAUUCUUCAGCGCUACAGGAUAAAUAUUGUCACGAGUUUGGACCCAUCAUGUCUCUAUGACCGCCUGCUUCAGAAAGGGGUUUUUACUCAAGACAUGAUCGAGAAAAUAAAGAGCUCAGGAACAAGACGGGACCAAGCCAGGCAACUGGCGCGGGACCUGCCGACCCGUGGGAGUCGGGCCUUUCCUCUAUUUCUGGAAUGUCUUCAGGCUUCAGAGCAGCACACUUUGGCAGAGCUCCUCCAAAGUGGAGCACCUGCGGUUCAGGGGUCAAUGUCCAACCGCCUCAUUCACCCUGUUGUCCGGACUCUUCCAGUUUCCUCUACAGUGGAUUUCCAGACGCAAGUAAAGGCUCCCCCUGUACAUCCAAUACAGACUCCCGCACCACCUGAUUCGGAGAACCUACAAGCUCAGAUGCGAGUCAGAACGCGCAUGCAAGGCAGGACACGGCGGGACAGCCUUCAGAGCUACAAAAUGGACGCCAGCCCGUGCGGACACUGCCUCAUAAUCAACAAUGUGGAUUUUGAGCCACAGAGCGAGCUAAGUAACCGCACGGGGUCCAACAUCGACUGCGACAGGCUGGAGAGGCGAUUCAAAGCUCUCCGCUUUCUCGUCGAAGUGAGGACAAACCUCAAACACCGACGGAUCAAACACGAGUUGUCGGAUUUAUCGAAGAAGGACCAUUCGCCCUACGACUGCUGCGUGGUCAUCAUUCUGUCUCAUGGGACGGAGGUGAGUCACAACCGCUUCCCCGGUGCUGUUUAUGGGGUCGACGGCCGGUAUGUUCCUGUGCAGCACAUCACAAACUACCUCAACGGGAAGCACUGUCCCUCCCUGCAGGGGAAACCAAAGCUUUUCUUCAUCCAGGCCUGCGGAGGAGGUGAAAGAGACAGAGGCUUCGAGGUGCCGUCCGACGAGGCGGAACCGUCGAGUGGCGGAGCCGAUGACCAGACAGACGCCAUCCCCGCGUCCUCCAGCAGCGACUCGCUGAGCACGUCUGAUGAACCUGACGCCGGCGCCACACUGCCCACCCCGAGUGACAUUCUCGUGUCCUACUCAACUUUUCCAGGUUACGUGUCUUGGAGGGACCCACAGUCGGGUUCCUGGUACAUUGAAACGCUGGACCGCAUUCUUGAGGAAAAUGCUGCCACUGAGGAUUUGGUCACAAUGUUAAUGAUGGUUAACAAUGAAGUCUCCCAGAACUCUGCAAAAGGCAUAUAUAAGCAAAUGCCAGGUUCCUUUAACUUCCUUCGGAAACAUCUGUACUUUCAAACCUCAACGCUGGGACAAAAUUCAUCUGAACAAAUGUAAUUGUUACUGUACAUACUAAAAACAA